Molecule: messenger RNA, 2553 nt
Organism: Saccoglossus kowalevskii
Lineage: Eukaryota; Metazoa; Hemichordata; Enteropneusta; Harrimaniidae
Product: enhancer of polycomb homolog 1-like
Biological process (GO): regulation of transcription by RNA polymerase II
Cellular component (GO): NuA4 histone acetyltransferase complex
Source: RefSeq, a predicted model, not a curated record
GUUGAAUUGUCUGAUUUUGAAAAUUUUUGAAAUUUUGACUCUUUCUGUGUAAAGCACAGGUGGUUCCAGUUGUUAAAACCUAUAUGGAAGCCAACUAGAGAGCGUUAACGGAUACUGCGGACGCAAAUUUUCGAUCUACGGCCUCGUUAAGAGGUGUCGUGAAGGCAUCGUAAGUUUGCAAUUGUGCAUUCAGAUCGUCAUGAGUAAGUUGUCGUUCCGGGCGCGGGCACUGGAUGCCACCAAACCUAUGCCUGUUUACCAGAGUGAGGAGUUACCGGACUUGCCGGAUUAUUCGGCAAUUAACAGGGCUGUGCCUCAAAUGCCAACUGGAAUGGAAAAAGAGGAGGAAUCGGAAACGCAUCUUCAACAGGCUAUCACUGCACAACAAGUCUAUGGUACAACAAGUAACUUAGUAAUUCCUACACCAGAGUUUAAAACACAAGUGGUACAUUAUGAAAAGUUGUAUGAAAAUAAUGUUAGACAAAACAAGCAAUACAUCCAUGUGCAACCCCUGGGCAUCGAACAAGACACUCCCGAUUAUGACAUGGAUUCGGAUGAUGAAGUCUGGAUGCAAAAACAGUCAAAAACUUUAGAAAUUAAUCCAUUGCAAUUUGAAGAAAUGAUGGAUCGUCUUGAAAAGGGCAGUGGGCAGCAGGUGGUGACAUUGCCAGAAGCCAAAUUGUUACUAAAGGAAGAUGAUGAUCUUAUUAUAGCAGUAUAUGAUUACUGGUUAAACAAGAGAUUAAAAGUAGGUCAUACUUUAAUACCGUCAGUUAAACAAGAAAAAAGAGAUGGUUCAACAAGUAACAAUCCUUACGUCGCAUUCCGGCGGCGGACGGAAAAAAUGCAAACAAGGAAGAAUAGGAAGAAUGAUGAAGCAUCGUAUGAGAAGAUGUUAAAACUUAGAAGAGAUCUCAAUAGAGCAGUUACAUUAUUGGAAAUGGUGAAAAGAAGAGAAAAAAAUAAAAGAGAGGGGCUUCAUCUGACUGUGGAGGUUUUUGAAAAAAGGUUUGCAGUAGGAGACUAUAGUGGUCAGUUAUUAGCUGAAUGUGAAGCUCUUCGAAACCAAAGACCUUCUUACUCUCUACCUACAAUGAAUGGUAGUCAAUAUAUGAGGCACCAUGAAUCAUGGGCAAGUAAAGUAGCGGAAGAAGGUGGGGCCAGGAAAAAAAGAAAAUAUGAGAAACGGAAACACAAAGCUCAGAAUCAAGCCAAACAGACUAGUAGUAUGGUUCCUUCUUAUAAUGAUUUGGAGUCACAUUAUCCAGAUCUCACAUCAGAAGAAGAACCCCUUUCACCAGUGCAAUCUCCGUCAGACCAUGAAGAUGAAAAUGAUCCUGAUGGUCACUUUGCUUUUAGAAGGAAAAAAGGUUGUAAUUAUUAUGCGCCGCGCAUAGAACAGUUGGGUAAUUGGCCAUGGUGUAGUCGAGAAGAGGGCGGCUGGGCAGAUACAAGAUUUCGCUUUACAUGCACUUCUCUCAGGAGACCCCAUCGAUGUAUAGGCUUUGCGAGGCGGAGAGUAGGUAGAGGUGGAAGAGUUUUACUAGAUAGGGCGUACACACAAAUGGAUGAAUAUCUUCAUCAUCGCGACAAUUCCUCAUCACUGCCAAAUGGUCUUCCUCUUAAUGAAAUACUUAGAGAAAUCAAGGAACAAAGAUUGUUACACUUUAGACCAAGAACGCCGGAAAGGACUGAUGAGUCACAUAACUCCUUAACUGUGCCUGUCUCCUCUUCCUCGUCAGCAUGUGCCAGCUUAUCGCAGGAAGCUACAGGAUUUAAUGCAGAACAAUUUCAAACGCACCAAGAACAAUUAGUGCAAAUGCAAAAACAACAACAACUUGAACAAUUGAAACAAGAGAAAUUAAUACCGGACUCCUCAGUCAAUUUAGGAGCAUCGUUCUGUUCUCAGCCGACCUCAAAGUUUACGUUAGAUUCAGCUACAGCCCAUUUUGCAGUUUCAGCUUUAAUCAACACAGAUCAGUGCCCAAGUUUAGUUCAGCCCGUGGGUACUGCACGGACGAUCAAUCCAGGACAUAGUAUUCAUAAUAGUGCUGUAUAUGAACCAACACCAAAAGUUACUGCCCCUGGCCAUUCCCUUGCUCCAGCUGCAACUGUUCUUCAAUUAAAUUUUCCAAUCACAACAUCAACAUCGUCAGCAUCUCUCACGUCUAGUACAGGACUUUCUGUUUCAUUGACGAGUAUGGCACAAACAAGUACAGUGGACUCAUUAAAAGUUAGAAAUCCUGCAGCAGUUGGUAAUAUUGGUACUGUGAUUACAACAACCGCAACAAAACCACUUGCGCAGACCACCAGCACAGUACUCAAGUUACCAAACAGUAUAGCAAGGGAGACGCACGACAGCAAAAAUCCUCUGACUUUGGGGAACGAUAAAACUGUUGUAAUGGAAGUGACAUGACUGAACUAAAAGCUGGACACUAAUAUGUUAACAAAGCUGGACUUCUGUAAGAAUUGUGUCAAAGAAUAUUGUACAAAUCUGGAACUGCAUGGUGUUGAUGGUUUGAUUUGUUGUAUAAAGAUUGUGUUCAACUCCAA